This is a messenger RNA of Pleuronectes platessa (European plaice), 11384 nucleotides long. It is a transcript of the gene il23r, whose product is annotated as interleukin 23 receptor. Gene Ontology annotation, biological process: positive regulation of tyrosine phosphorylation of STAT protein; cytokine-mediated signaling pathway. NCBI's taxonomy places the organism in Eukaryota, Metazoa, Chordata, Actinopteri, Pleuronectiformes, Pleuronectidae. The record is from RefSeq and is a predicted model, not a curated record. The transcript has 21 exons. Gene Ontology annotation, molecular function: cytokine receptor activity; cytokine binding. Gene Ontology annotation, cellular component: external side of plasma membrane; CRLF-CLCF1 complex; signaling receptor complex. Bases 6613 to 9291 code for a protein of 892 amino acids.
GCCAUUUUAGAUCAUUCGAGCUAGACGCAUGCUCUCGGUUUUGGUCAGAUCAUAAUCUUAGUAGAUGAGUGAAGUAAUCCUGCUGACCUGUUGAAAGGUGCAGGGAUUUUUACGGAUCAACGGCAACUCGGAUAUUCCGACCUCAUACAUGAAGAAGAGCAGUGGACUUCCCCGGGCGCUGAUGUAGACGUAUAGCUUUGCAGUGUUGGCAGUGAACGCAACAGAAUUACGUCGAUGAAAUGGCAGCGUAAUUAUUUAGCUGAAUAUGGGUAUACAUGAGUAUUUUUGGCAAUGCGACUUGGAUAUUCAGACUAUUUAAUAUUGCAUGAUUAUUUAUAGCUCAGUUUGAAAAUGUAAUGGGCAUUUUCACUUUGAAAACGCAAAUAAAAUGUUCUCCCCGCGUACCCCCCUGAACCACUUCGCGUACCCCUGGGGGUAGAUGUACCCCAGUUUGGGAACCCAGGAUCUAGAACAUAAAAGCUCUAAAAGGUAUCUUUCCAAACUUCCUGAAAGGUUAGUUGGUACAAAGAGUACAGCCCAGGUGACCAUAAAAGGUGAACAGUUCAACUGCCUACUUGACACAGGCUCACAAGUGACCACAAUUCCCCAAUCGUUUUAUGAACAACAUUUGUCAGAACAAGAUAUAAAGCCCCUCUAUGACCUCCUAGAGGUUGAGGGUGCAAAUGGACAAGCUGUGCCUUAUUUAGGUUACAUAGAGACCAGCAUCACCUUCCCAAAAGAGUUUCUGGGUAUGUGCAUUGAAGUAUCCACUUUGGCUCUAGUAGUUCCUGAUGUUAGGACCACUUCAGAGUCUUACUUACUGAUAGGAACCAAUACUCUUGAUGUGGUGUAUGACAUUUACCAUGAAGCUAGUCUAACACGUCACCAGCCAGUUCCUAAAGGCUACAGAGCAGUAAUCAAAGUACUACAGCUAAGGCGCCAACAGUCCAACAUCAAUCACCCUUGUGUUAUGAAAUUGCAAGCCAAUAAUCAACAGUCUAUACCAGCUAGGACCACUGUAGUGCUAGAGGGAAUUGUAAUAGCUAAUGACCUUAAUAAUGAGAGGGCUGUUAUCGUAGAACAUCCCUCCCUGUCUUCCUUGCCUGGUGGCCUGCUUAUUAAAAGUUGCUUGGUAGAUUUCCCAAAGCAGUGGCCUUUUAAGCUGCCAGUUUUGGUUGGAAAUCAAUCAGACCAUGACAUUGUCAUUCCAGCGAAGUGUCAGAUUGCCGAAAUCAGUGCUUAUCAAGGUGUCUUGUCACAGGAGCAUAGUGGGGUCAGUUCGCAGGAGACUGAACCGACCCAAAGGUCAAGCGUGAGUUUCAACUUUGGGGAGUCCCCAGUCCCACCAGUGUGGAAAGAUCGCAUCGCUCAGCUCCUUAACGACAUGCCCGAGGUGUUCGCACACCACGAAAUAGAUUUUGGCAGAACAGACAAGGUGACCCACCACAUAAAUUCGGAUGAAACCCCUUUUAAACAGCGUGGACGACCGAUACACCCGCAUGACAGAUAAGUCGUCCGAAAGCACAUUCAAGAGCUUCUUCAAACAGGGGUCAUCAGAGAGUCGGAGUCUCCGUUCUCGUCACCAAUCAUGGUUGUACGUAAGAAAAAUGGUCAGGUUUGAUUGUGCAUUGACUAUAGGAGACUAAAUCUUCAGACCAUAAAGGACGCGUAUGCACUUCCAAAGCUAGAGGACACCUUCAUGGCCCUCACUGGGUCACAGUGGUUUUCCGUCCUUGAUUUAAAAUCGGGUUAUUACCAGAUCGAGGUCGAAGAAGCAGACAAGCCUAAGACGGCUUUUGUGUGUCCCCUCGGCUUCUGGGAGUUCAACCGUAUGCCCCAGGGGGUGACCAACGCGCCAAGCACCUUUCAACGGCUUAUGGAAAGGUGCAUGGGGGAUAUGCACUUGAAGGAGGUACUAGUCUUUCUCGACGACAUAAUUGUGUUCUCCAGAACAUUGGAGGAACAUGAGGCACGGUUAGUGAAGGUACUCACCCGUCUGAGAGAGUUUGGGCUGAAGCUGUCCCCUGAAAAGUGUGUUUUCUUUCAGACAUCUGUGCGUUACUUGGGGCAUAUUGUAUCCCGAAAUGGAGUUGAGACAGAUCCCGAGAAAGUUUCAGCUCUCCGAACAUGGCCAGUCCCUCAGAACCUUCGAGACUUGAGAUCUUUUCUUGGGUUUGCUGGGUAUUACCGGAGGUUUGUCAUGGGCUAUUCCAACAUUGCAAAACCCCUCCAUAAUCUAACUUCUGGUUACCCGCCUUCCAAAAAGGACCUCAGAAAAAGGGACGACACUGUCCAGUACCACAAUCCUAAGGAACCCUUCGGGGGUCGCUGGACACAAGCUUGCCAGCAAGCAUUUGAUCUGGUUAUUGAGAAGCUCACAACCGCUCCUGUUUUAGGGUUUGCAGAUCCAGAGAAACCUUAUGUGCUACACACCGAUGCAAGCGCCAUUGACCUUGGUGCUGUUUUGUAUCAAGAGCAGGAGGGGCAGCAACGGGUCAUUGCCUAUGCAAGUAGGGGGCUGUCACGGAGUGAGUCUCACUACCCAGCGCACAAGCUAGAAUUCCUGGCACUCAAGUGGUCAGUGACAGAGAAGUUUAGUGACUAUCUGUAUGGCAACCAUUUCACUGUAGUCACUGACAAUAAUCCUCUAACUUACUUACUGACAUCUGCAAAACUUGAUGCAACCAGCUAUAGAUGGCUUGCAGCUUUGUCAACCUUCACUUUCAAUCUUCUGUAUCGCCCUGGGAAGCAAAACGCUGAUGCAGAUGCAUUGUCCCGCAGAUCUCAUGGACCUCUUGUUGAUGACCAAAAAUCAUGAAAAGAGCGAGAACGCAUCUAUCAGUUUGCAAAGGGUCAUCUUUCUGAUCCUGGGAACAUUGAUGCAGCGGAUCAUGAUGUGGUGCAAGCCAUUUGUGAGAAACAACUUGUCUAUAGUGUCAGCAAUGUUGACCACAGCUGCCCCAGUGGUGUUGCUUUUGUUGAGGCUCUUGCUAUGUCCCCAGGAGCUGUGCCUGACAGCUAUGGGGAAGAGGAUAAACUUGGAGGAUUGCCAGUAAUUCCUCAUCUAACCGAGGCAGAGUUGAUGUUUAAGCAGCGGGCUGACCAGUGUCUCAAGCAUGUUAUACAUCAGAUCGAACAGGGAGUGAGUCCACCUCCAACUGUGAGGCAUGAGCUUCCAAAUCUUCCACUCCUGCUUCGAGAGCUAAGUCGCUUAGAACUCCUUGACAUCUUGUACAGAAAGCGCCAAGUAGGGUCUCAAACACUGCACCAGCUUGUGUUGCCAGUUGAACUCCGGGAGACCGUCUUGACCAACCUGCAUCACCACAUGGGUCACAUGGGGAUUGACCGCACGUUAGAUCUUGUGCGUACUCUGUUUUACUGGCCAAGAAUGGCUUUGGAUGUAGAGAGGAAAGUAAAGACUUGUGGCAGGUGUGUUCGCAGAAAGGCCUUGCCUGAGAAAGCGGCACCCUUAGUCAAUAUUAACACCACACGACCCCUUGAGUUAGUCUGUAUGGAUUUUCUCUCACUUGAACCAGACAAAAGUGGGACCAAAGACAUCCUUGUGAUUACAGAUCACUUUACCAAGUUUGCGGUUGCUAUUCCAACGCCGAACCAGAAGGCCCGCACGGUUGCGAAAUGUCUUUGGGACAAUCUCAUUGUGCAUUACGGGUUCCCUGAGAAGUUACACAGCGAUCAGGGACAAGACUUUGAAUCACACACUAUAAAGGAGCUCUGUCAGAUGGCUAACAUACAUAAGGGGAGGACUACUCCAUACCAUCCCCGGGGUAAUCCUGUGGAGCGAUUUAAUCGCACCUUGUUGGAUAUGUUAGGCACUCUUCAAGAACAGGAGAAAUCUCACUGGCGUGAUUUUGUAAAACCUUUGGUACACGCCUACAAUUGCACCAAGAAUGAGGUGACAGGAUUCACGCCUUACGAGCUAAUGUUUGGCCGUCAGCCCCGCUUGCCGGUUGACUUGGCAUUUGGGUUACCUGUGAAAGGGGGGCAACACACAUCACACUCCCAAUGUGUGCAAAACCUCAAGUCCCAUCUUGAAGAGAGCUACAGGCUAGCCAUAGGUAAUGCUGCCAAGGUAGCAGAAAAGAAUAAAACCAGAUUUGACAAACGUGUAACUGCUUCAGAUUUAGAAGCUGGUGAUCGAGUGCUGCUCAGGAAUGUUCGUCUUCGAGGGAAGCAUAAGAUUAUGGACAAGUGGGAGUCCACUGUCUAUGUAGUGGUAAAAAGGGCUGGAACCCUCCCAGUUUACACCAUUAGACCUGAAAACAGGGACGGUCCACUCAGAACCCUACAUAGGGACCUAUUACUCCCUUGUGGCUACCUCAUUCCCGAAACCAGUAAUGAGCCUGUUAAGCAGUCCCAAAGAUGCAGACCUGCAACACGUCUCAGUCCUGCUGCAGAUGUAGAGCAGUUCUCAGAAGAGGACGAGGAUGGAACGUGUUGGUUCAGUGAAUCCCCCAGUGCCGAAAUCUCCAGGUUCUUGGCAGUCAAUAAUGUUCCAGUGCAAUCAGGUCCGGUUAUGUCUGAGGUGCAAGAUACACCCCAUGCUGAGCCUUCAGAGUACUAUUUUCCUGUUGAGACUCCUGUGACUUCACAAGAUACUGAACCCAUUUCAGAGACUGCCCAUUUGAAUGACUUACCUGGUGUUGUUCCAAGCCCAGAGACACUUGCAUUGUCUAACGAUAAUGACAAUGAACACUUACUCCUUGACGGAAUCCCACCAGUAGAACUAUUGACUGAAAGGGUGGUGUCUCUGAGUGACUGCCAUGACUUAAGUUCUGAGAGUCCUCCAGUUAUUACUAACUUGUCUGACACUAUUGGGGGGAAGGGCCAGGCUGAGACUGACUUAGUAGAUAAGCCUCGCAUCCUUGAGCCUUGUGAUCAAGAGUCAGAAAACCAGUCGCAGCCUUGCAGUGAAAAUCAGCCUAGUUCUGUCCGAUGUUCAGUUAGGAAUAGGCAGCAGCCUAGCAGACUCCAGUAUGUGAAACCUGGAAACCCAUUGAUAGCUGUUGUGCAGUCUCUGUUCCAGGGUCUAACCACAGCAUUUACUGACGUUUUAAGUGAGACUGAGCACUUCCACUCUGGGCAGUCCCAUCAAGCAGUAAUUGCCCAACCACUGCCAUGCAACGGGACGUGCAUGAGUUUAGGGGGGGAAGAUGUAGCCCACAUUAUUAAACCAGUGAGCACAUAUUGAGAGAAAGGGAUAAUGUAGACUUUGACAUGCUGUUACGUUUCUAGCCAGUAGGGGGAGGUACCAGUCAUCUAACUCACCUACUCUGUGUCAAGCGUCAUUACCUGUCUACAUUCGGUCCGCCAUUUUAGAUCACUCGAGCUAGACGCAUGCUCUCGGUUUUGGUCAGAUCAUAAUCUUAGUAGAUGAGUGAAGUAAUCCUGCUGACCUGUUGAAAGGUGCAGGGAUUUUUACGGAUCAACGGUGGAAGGCUGCUACAGCCUCUCUUCUCCUACAUCGCCAAGGGGGGGGGCCUGGCUGAUCCAGCUUCCUUCUCUAUCCAACCCACAACCGGAGGUCAGAGGUGCAGCUCCCAGCUCACCCCUCUCAAGGAAAUCUCCUCGCCCUUCAAGCUCUACAAAACUCCUCGUAGCGACACGAUGUCCUGCAGGAGAACUUCAACCAGCAUCUGAGCACACGGCUCGACAGAAUCGCGAAUGCAGAACUCUACGACCACCAACCCAGGAGACGUCACAGAACUGCAACUGGACUGCAACUUCUUUUCCCCUUUCCCUCGGACUGGACAGCUGCAGGAGAGCAGCCCUGUCUGGAGUACAAGCAGGGGGCCACUCGCUGUCCCAAACCUUACUGCCUCGGUGCCUUCCCAUGAGUCUCAUUCAUCCUCAGGCUUUCUACAAAAAACACACACCCCCUCUGACGUCUGGGUUUUCCCAGAAAAGCUUUUUGAAGGUAGAGAUGGAAAAUAACAAGCGAAAGGAAAUUAUAAAAACUACACGAGGCUGAAAGGUCUCAGUCUGCACAAUUAUUUCCUCAAACAGUCCAAAUUGUACAAGCAACAAGCUCAGUGAGAAAAGAUAUGCAGCAUUUUCAUUACAGAGAAGUUGCCUCUUUCAAGCUCAGAAUGUAAGUUUGUUUCACUGAUUUCAAAAUCAACAUUCAAAGAACAGAUUUAUAUGUAUUAUCAGUUAGAGAUAGAGGUGAAUUAUAUUUUAAUAAGAUGUUUGCUGAACCUUCAUUUCCUCUGAUAACAUUUGCUUUGUUUCCUACCUCAGCACUAUUAGAAAUACUGUAAGAAAGGGUCAGUACCAGUAAAAAGAUCAAGCAGAUCAUAAUAUUGAGGUUGCUGUGAAGCUACGAUCAGCAUAAUUCUCACAGAUGACUGGAGUCAUCACAUUUUACAUGUUAUGUUCAUUAUAUGCCAGCAGUUGCAUGUUUAUUGAGAGCCGGUGCUCAGCGAACUGAUGUGUUAUGUGUCAUCUGAAGGUUUGUGGUGACGAAAACCAGGUGACUGAAGUAGGACAGUGAAGUACUCAAACAAAUGUUCAAAGUUUCUGGCUUCAUCGAAAUACCACCAAACUAGCUCCUGAUUGAUUUAAUUUUUGGGGGCCAACCAAAGAUGAUCUGAGAUGAACCUCUCCUCGUGUAUUUGGAGAUGGAUAAUCAUACUUCUCAAUUUCUCCCUCCAGCGUUCCCCUCUGCGCCCAGUCGUUUGCCUGUCCUACAGACAACUUGGCUACCUGACAGUCGAGCCAGUCUUCCUCAUUGACUCAAUGAGGAAGACAGUCUUCCUCAUUGGCUCAAACCUGACAGUGACCUGCCACGUCCAUAUCUGCGAGAAGAGGUCGAAAAUAAUCCUGGAUCUGAACAACGAGGCAGUGAAGGAUUGGAAGGAAGUCAACUGCAGCACGGCGAUCUUUAAUCUGACCAAUGUUCGGAUGCCACAAUCUUACAUGCUCUGCAAACUGAAAAAUCGUCAUGUUACUAGGAUUGUCAGUGGACUGGAUCUACAUGGCGGCCUACCACCACAUAAACCUAGAAAUGUUACUUGUGAAACGACGAGGGCCUCAGCCUUCAUCGACUGCUCGUGGAAGAGCGGAGCUAAAACAUACCUCUCUACUACCUACAACGUUUCAGUCUACAGAGGAAAUAGGACGCAGGUACAUUUAAAUCAAACCCAGGAGGCUGAAGAAAUCACAAUACCCCGAAGAAUUGUCGAUGGAAACACAAAAUACCAGUUGAUUAUCACGGCUUACAAUCACUUUGGAGCAUCACAGUCUGAUCCAUUCAUGCUGUGUGAGAAGGAUAUAGUGAUACCAGACACCCCUCAUAUUCUACACAUAGAGUUUGAGAACAGCUCCACAGCAGCAGUGCUGAAGUGGAAUACCUCGGAUUACUCGGUGACUCUCAGAUCGUACAUCAGGCUCCUCACAGACAGCGGCUCCUGGGAAGCCAGAGAGACAACAGAGCUCAGUGAGGGUUUGAUGAGAGUGGAUGACUUGAGGCCUCUGACUGAAUACGAGUUCCAGAUCAGGACGUGUAACUCGACAUCAGGACUGACGACCUCCAGCAAGCGGCCGUCCUGCAGCAGAUGGAGCUCGUCUGUGAUGGGGAGAAGUCCUGGAAAAGGUCCAUCUCAGGAGCUACACGUGUGGAGGACGUUCAGCAGCCAAUUGAUGGUGAUUGUUUUAUGGAAGCCUCCACAUCCAGACGACUACAGCGGUGUGGUUCAAGAAUACAAAAUCUUUUUUGACCAGAAAGAGGCAGCGACCUCUCCCGCGACUUCCAGUCAGAGGUCAGUUAUGAUACCAGCAGAGGUUCAGGCCCUGAGCGUCAGUGCUGUCACUUCAUAUGGGUCCACUCCAGCAGCUGAUGUGCCACUCACACACUCAGGUGUAUCUGGGCCUGUACUGAGAGAGCUGGCUCCUGCAGCUAACGGCAGCGCUGUGCUCGUCUCCUGGUCGUGGCCAGGGAACAAACACUGGUCCACAUCUGGAGGAGAACUGCGGCACUAUGUGGUGGAGUGGAUAAGUGUACCAGUGACACAGCUGCAGUGGAACAAGCUGGACAAAGAUCAGAACAGCACCUCCAUCACAGGUCUGACUGCAGGUGUGAGGUACAACAUCUCUGUGUACGCUGUGACCACUGGAGGUGUCAGUGCUCCAUCAUCCAGCCUCGUCUACUCCAAAGAACAGAGACCUGUGUCCGGUCCCAUCUUGUUGGUUCUGGUUCAUGAGUCCAGGCGGAUCCUGAUCCAAUGGGACAAGCUGCCUGUGGACCAGCGAAGGGGCUUUGUCAUAAACUACACCCUCUACGUCCAGUCACUGGACUCCAACCACACAACACUCAGGGUGGUGGUGUCUGGAUCUGGCCCCAGACAGAUGUGGCUGGAUUGUCCUGACGGAACUCUGGCUCUACAGCUGACUGCAUCCACCUCAGCAGGAGAAGGACCGGGAGGGAGCCAGAUUGUCUCCCAGCCUGCAGCUCCUGUAGCCGGCCUGGUGAUUGUGGUUGUUUUCAUCAUCACCCUCUUCAUAGCAAUCACAGCCAACCUGAUGUGCUGGAGCUGUGUGAGGGAAAGGAUCAAACAUAGGUGUCUUUCCUGGGGACCUGCCUGGCUUGUUGAAAACUUACCAAAACCAGAAAACAGUAAUGCCAUCAGACUCCUGGAGCAGGACAGAGGUGAACGGUUCCUCUUUUCCAGUGACAGUGACCCUCUGCUGUCGCCCAUCAGUUUGAUUUCCUGGGAGGAGAGGGACGACGUGUAUCCCGUCAUCCAUGUAGAAGGAUCCCACGUUGGAUUAGGACAAACCAUAGCGGAGACACCAUCACUACCAUCUGAUACUGGGACUGCGCUUGUUGAAAGGCAGAUGGAACAUGUCAGCUACAAACCUCAUAUUACUACUCUGGCUUCAAAAAAAGAGGAAGUGGAAGAGGAGCCAAAGGACGUACCAGUCAAUGUCGAGGAAGAAGUAUGUUUAAGUGAAUUUGGAGGACUACCCGGAGGCUUGCUUUCUAGUGUGGAAAUAGAUUACUCUGAUUCACCUCUGGAACCGACUCUCAGCUCUUUUGAUGGCAUUUUGAGGCCUAAAACUCCUAAAGCAACAGAUGUCUUGAGUGGAGGCUUCUCGACGGGGGAGAGGGGGACUGAGAGCGAGGCUGAAGUGGACUGUCCUUCCCUGGAGCUACACCAGGGUGUCGUCCACACUCCAGACAUGGCAGAAACUUGUUUUUCCCAGAAUACAGAGAUGAUGCUGAGUGGAGGUUACUUCCCUCAGGUCACUACACUCUGUGACACACAGAGUUAGCUGGAACAUGGGGAUGACACAAACAGGACACACUGCACUAAACUGACGUUCAAGAAAGCAUUACCCCUUCUCCUGAGAUGUGUGACUUUGUGAGAUCACUUGAAAACUAUCAUUGGUAAUUGUUAAAACCAAGUUAUUUAAUGAUAAACUUGUAUAAACUGAGUUUGUUUCAUGCCCAUUAUCAUAAAUGUUUGGCUGUGGUUAUGUUUGUACCAUCUUUUACAAAGAAUACUUUAUAUAACACUUUGAUACAAACAAAAUAACCUAAAGUGCCACAAAGUGCUUCACAUAAAAACAACCCCAAAAAGAACAUACAAACACACACACACACACACACACACACACACACAAUGAAUAGUUACUGAAGUGCUACUAAGAGUAAUAAUUAUUUCAGUGGUGUUAGCAGAAUGGCCUUAUGGAUGGCGAUUUUGAUGGGUCUCUUUGUUUGUGUGUUUGUUUGUAUUGUUUAACAUUCAUUGUUUUCAGAUGAUAUACCCUGAGGAUUUGAUGACCUGUGACUUUUGUGGCCAAGACAUCCGUGAGAUUGGAUUUUUAUGCAAAUGUUCAUGCACCACUCAGGAAGAAUUUUAAUAUAUGUUGUCAUCCUCUGACUUUUCCUCAUCCUUCGUCAAAAGAUAAAAAAAAAGAAAAACAUUUAUCCAUCUAUCACAACCUGCUCUGUCUGGUGGUGGGAUAUAAUAUAGUAUAUUUACGUUCCCAAUGUACUGCAUUUUUAUGUACCUGUACUUUACUUAAGUAGAUUUAUUCUGUUACCUUUCCCUUUUACUAGCUUUAUCUAUAUAUCUCUAUAGCAAAUAUCUGUACUUUCUAUCUUUACAAAGCAUUGGGUUACAUUUUCGCAUUGUAUUUUAUAUUUUUAAAAGUGAGAAAUGACAUGAUUCAUUCAAAAAUACAUUCCUUCUAUAAGGUACUGUACCCUGUAUCUACUGUACCCACAUACCCACAUUUUUUUUCUUUCCUUUUCUGUCGUGUCUGAGCAGUUCUGUAUGUUUCGUGUUAUGAGAAAAUGUAAUAAAAAAUAUUAUUAUAAAAAAAAAAAAAUUAAAAAAAAGUGAGAAAUGAGAGCAAAGUAAACCUGCAACAGAAGCAUCACUGGUGACACAUCUACAAUGUAUUUGGAAAAGGUAGAGGCUAAGGCAUAAUGCUAUUUGCAUCAGGGAAUAAGUCACACUCUGCAAGAAGAUUCAGUUUUAAUACUUUAAACGUUUACUCAAGUAGAAAAGUUAAUGGGAUAAUUUUACUUUGGUACAUUUUUGUGUAUUAUUUCUUCUUUUACUGAAGUUAAAUCCUUGAGCACUUCCUCCACCACUGCUCUCUUUAUACCACCCUCUAUCUUUAAAAUUGACUGAACCUUGAUAAAUUAUAUAAUAUGAAAUGAUAACUAAUCAUCAUUUACAUGUCUGUGCCAAGUCCCGUAUUAUCGGCUGAAGAUGUUUCUCUCGUUCCGAUUGAGAGUGAUGGUGACCUCUGCUGUGUCUAAUACGAGACAACAGUGAAGUGUGAAAUUACUCGAAAACUUCAGUUGGGGUUUUGGCUGUUACCUAGUCUCUGUGUGAGGUUUGAACAACCUGCUUCUGGUGUGUAUGUUUCUACUCACACAAGCACCCUCGGCAGUUAACACCUUAUUUUUAGGACUUCCUGAGAGUUAUCUCACUUCCUCAUUGGCAAUUCAAUUUUCAGGAGGGUCUCUCCUUUGUCAGAGCACUUCAGCAGUAAGAAAUCUCUCACUUUAUAAAUGUCUUAUGUCAAACAGCUCUUACUGAGCCUUGCAUUGUGAAUAAGUAUGGUACAGUGACAGGGGAAAGUCCUCCUCUGCAGCACGUGUGGAUGUGACUGACGAAGUGAGACUUUGGUCUGUGUGGAAAUUGAUGUGCUGUGUUGUUGUAACUUUGACGGGUUCAUUUUUAAAACAACCAAUCUGAGGAGUUAUGUCAUGUUCAGUUCUCUCAACCUCUGAAUGGGAUUUUAAGACCACACCUGCAUCUGCAUUGUGUGUGGUGUUGAUUUGUGUGUAUAUGUGUCUAAUGUCAAAUAUAUGCCAACAAUAAAAGAAAAGAUGCAAGAUAACAAAA